GAGAAGCCUCCCGGGAACAGGGGCGGCGGUGGGGGAUCCUCAGUGGGUCCGACCCUGCGGCAGGGCUCGGUGGGGCCCGAGGGCUCUGCCAGGGGUCUGGGGAGAACGGCAGGGCCGGGAAACCCCCGCCUUCCUGCUGCCGGGUCUGCGGGCCGCUUCCCGCCCUCAAACUCCCUGAGCUACCUUAGAAAGGCCUGACCGCGAAAGAAGCCCAGCUUGUCCUUCUGCUUGGGUUGUUGUAGCCUUUGGACAAGCUACGUUGGAGUGUCGGCUGUAUUUCAGCACUUCUCACCGGGAUUGAAAACCUAGAAUGGCAGGAGAACAGAAGCCAUCCUGCAAUCUUCUAGAGCAGUUCAUUUUACUAGCCAAAGGAACAAGUGGCUCAGCUCUGACUGCUCUUAUAAAUCAAGUGCUGGAAGCUCCUGGGGUGUAUGUCUUUGGAGAGCUGUUGGAGUUAACAAAUGUGAAAGAGCUUGCUGAGGGGUCUAACGCUGCUUAUUUCCAGCUGCUGAACCUGUUUGCGUACGGAACCUACCGGGACUAUGUGGCAAACAAAGAUAACCUGCCUGAAUUAACAGUGACUCAGAAAAACAAGCUGAAACACUUGACGAUCGUAAGCCUGGCUUCCCGAAUGAAGUGCAUUCCCUAUUCUGUGUUGCUGAAGGACCUGGAUAUGAGGAAUCUGAGGGAGCUGGAAGAUCUCAUUAUUGAAGCAGUUUACACAGAUAUUAUCCAAGGGAAGCUGGAUCAGCGAAACCAGGUGUUAGAGGUGGAUUUUUGUAUUGGCAGAGACAUUCAGAAGAAGGACAUCAGUAACAUUGUCAAAACACUCCAGGAAUGGUGUGAUGGCUGUGAAGCAGUUCUUUUAGGAAUUGAGCAGCAAGUACUUAGAGCCAACCAGUACAAAGAGAACCACCACCGAACUCAGCAGCAGGUAGAGAUGGAGGUCACAAACAUAAAGAAAACAUUAAAAGCUACAGCCUCGUCGUCGGCACAGGAGAUGGAACAGCAGCUGGUAGAGCGAGAGUGCCCUCCACACACAGAACAAAGGCAGCCCACAAAGAAGAUGUCCAAAGUCAAAGGGCUGGUCUCCAGCCGUCACUAGAACAUGCCAUCUAAAUGUCAUUCAGUUAGGAAUGACAGCAGGAGGAGCAAAAAGGGCCUGCGUCUCCUUUUUCAGUGGGUUCUGGGCCAGUCCCUUCCCAGCUGGCAAGUAAAAGCCCUGUUUGAACAGCUCCCAGUUAGCAGCACCUGGCUAAGUUACACUGUGCAGCUCCUAUGAGUUUUCAGGGUGUCCUUGUUCUGGUCCUGUCAAGAGGGACUUUUAAAGAAAGGGACUAACCAAAAGGGGCAGGAAAAAACCAAAAUAUCUGUGGACCGUUUUGCUCCCUCCCAGCUAGUUCAUUGCUGCUUAACCUUGAGGAAGCUGCUCUACUGAAUCAGAUCAUGGGAGAGCUUCUAUAGCAAGCAUCUGAAUCCCAGGGUUGAAGUGUGGCUACCAAAGCCAGGCUGGGAGCGAGGAAGCCAUCAACACAGAUCUUUUCAUUCCCAAAGGGAGCACAGGAAGGUUUCUAGGCCAGGAACUGCUUUACAUGGAAGCCUUCAGCCUUUCCGCUACCCCUGUCUAUUUUAAACUGGGGUGAAAUUCACACUACCUCGCUCUGUGAAGAUGAGUUCCAGUGCUGGGCUGUUUACUUAACUGUCUGUUUACUGCCCUUACUAAGCCCUUUAAUCUCUCACAGAUUUAAAGCACUGUUCUGCAUCUCUGAGGCAUCAGUACAAGGAGGAAGCAGGCUGCUCUUUCACACAGACCUUGCAGGUGGUCAGGGGCAUGCUAGAAACUUCCUCCUGAAUGUGAUGUGACCUCCCAGAGCUGCUUGUGAGUUCUUUCCCCCACUGAUACCUUCAGAGGGUAAUGCAUUCACUCUUCCUUGGAUGCUGGUGACAGUGGGAGGAGCCUGUUUGGCAUGGAGGCAGGCUGGUGGCCCAGGACCCACUGGCAGGGGUCGCAGCAGCAUCCCCUUGCUGAAGCAAUGGACUUGAUGAGUCUUUCUGAAUUUUGAACACUUUCAGGUUGUAUUUUCCUCCUUUUUUUUUUUCUUUUUUUUUUUUUUUUGUACAUUGUUGUGAUUCUAAAGCAUUUCAGCCUUUGUUUUGUGGGGGUUUUUUUAUUUGUUACAAACUAACUUCAGGUGAUUUGCACCUAGUUUGGCACGGUGUGGGAUUUUUUUUAAGGGGGAAGCAUUGGAACAGCAAUUCAUAAAAAAGUACAUUUUAGAAAAAAAUUAAAAAUGCUGAUUUAAUGUCAGAGUCUGGAGUUUUGACUUGGAGGCUGUUUUAGGCUUGUUGUCCAAUGGCACUUGUUCACUUAAGCAUGCAUUUGAUUCUUGGUGUAUGUUGACCGAUGGUCGACUGAUCUCUCUGAUGCAUCUGGGAGACAGGGAAGCCUCUUCACGUUUUGUCAGUAGUUCAUCUUUGUCCAGAUUUGUGCAGAAGGAUGUGUGGCAAAGCUGGUAGCUGAGCCUAAACAGCUUUGAUGUGUCCUGAGCCUAAACAGCUUUGAUGCCUGGUUGUGGAAGGUUUGUAGCUGUGCUCCGAGGCCAGUCUGUUCCUUCCUUUGCGUCUAGUAGAGUGCUGCUUUGUAGUUUGGCUCCUGCUUUUCACUUCUGUAAAGAGAAGCUCUUUCCCUGAGCAGGCAGGGGAGCUGUUUAAGCAGAGGACUGUGACAAUGCUCCAGUCCUACAGCCAGCUGUCACCUGCAUUUGCUCGUGCAAUGCACGUGCCUUCCUCUUAUUGCUACCAGGGCUCUGCCAUCUGUGUGUUUGCAGUCCUCAGUCACAGGACUUGCUCACUUGUGAGAGUAAAUCCCUCUCCUUUUCUUCUCCUGCAGUGCAGGCACACCAGCUUUCAGUCUGGAGAGGAAGAUCUAAAUACCCUCCCUCCAGCUUCCUCUGGGUCAAGUCCCAGACACUUCUGAUUCUGGUCAGGCUUCUGAUUCUUUACCAGCUCUCUCUCCCCCUAGAAAUGCAACAAGGAUGUUAAGUGGAUGAGCCCAGAGCACAAAGCCUUCACCAAUAAUUCAAUGGAACUGUUUCCCAAGCAGUGGCAGUAUUAGCUCCUGUUUCAGCUUCUUACAGUGUUCAGCUGACAACUUCUCAGGAGGUGCAGGUGGACUUUAUGUUCCUAAGUCUGUGUGGUGGAGCUGGACUGUGUCUGUUUCUAGCCUGCUGUGUGGAUAGCUGCAAUGUGCUGGUCAUCCAGUUCCUCACUGGAUUUGACUAGUGAGGCUCUAUGGUUCUCUUUCCAUUUUUAAUAUCAGUCCUGCAAGGUGGCAGGAGGAAUACAAAUGCCUUUGGGAAUCAUUUUAGGUCCUCAUCAAGCCACAGUCUGCUGGGGAAAUAGAUGUGAGUUUGGUGCCCUUGGUGUUUAUUCCCUGCCAGGGAGGAUGUGAUGGAGUCACAUUAGUUUACUGAAGCUUCUUUAGCAGUUGGAAGUUUUUGAGCUCGUUCUUAUGUUUUUGCUGUUCUCAAAGCCUGGCUGGGGGUGAGGAUCUUAUUUACGCUUUGGUUUGCAUUGCCUUUGAUCAGCAAAGCAGCAAGAGAGGAAAUAGCACUUUGAGUAAAGAGCUAUCCCAUGUCUCAUGGUGACAGAGGACAGAGAAGGGAUUGGUGUGUUGAAGGGGAUGGAGCUGUUGGCGUAUUUGGCUUUCCUGGUGUGCCAGCAAAGGGCUUGGUGCUGCAAAAGGAGGGGGACGUCUGCAAUGAGCCCAGGCUGAGAUGAGUCAUUAACAAAUGACAUGCACAGAGUACCUGGGGGAGGCAAACAGCUCUGCAGCAGCUGGUUAAUGAAUCUGGCUUGAAGGAAAGAGUUAGAAGCUAUUCCAGAAAUGAAGCAGAAGGCAGAGUUGUUAACGGGCAAGGAUGCAGGAGGUGCUGUGCUGUUUGAGAAGGACAACAGAUAAAGACUCUGUUGAUGUCCUGUUGACUACAGGAAAGGCAGCAACUCAGAGCAGAGUUGUGUGAAUUAGGGGCUGAAUUGUGGGCAGUUUCAAGUGGGGAGUGCCCAGGGAGCUGAACUGCUAUGGGUACAAGAGGGAGGUGGAAACAGAGGCCGAUUUGAUGCAAGCUCCCAUGGAUUGCCUGUGCCUGCUGGAGGCAGCUAGCACAGCUUGUCUGAGCACUGCUGGACGCUGCUCCCUGGUGCAGGGUGAGCAUCCUGCCCUGCUUUGGUUUAUGGCAGCAAUGGGAUGCUCCAGCUGCAGCUCGCUCCAAGAUUGCAGCAGGACAGACUUUGAGCUAUUGAACUUCUGUUUGCCUUUUCCACCCAGAGGGAGACAAAGUGGAUGGAAACUGCCUUCCCUCUGCUCUUCAGGGCUUUAUUGUCUAGCUUUGUGUUCUGCAGCUCCUCUUGUACUAGUGCUUGUUUAAUAUGGAAUUGAGCACUGAGCUGGAAAAUGGAAGAGAGGAUCUCAGCUGAUUGCAGUGCUGGUAGGCUGCCCUAGCCCUAAAGCUGUGCCUCAUGCUAACAAAUGUCCCUGGCAUUCCUGCCGAGACUCGGUUGAUACCAGCUAACAUCAGGCAAUUCUGGAACACAAUAAAGCAGCGCUGAUGUCAGUCUUUAACAGAAGAAGAAAAAAAAGUUUUGGCUUAAAAUUUCUUCUUCUUCUUUUACUUCCCUUCUCACCUUCUUAACUAAGUUGAAUGCUAACUUACUCUUGUGUUGAGAGCAGGAGGGAAAAUCAGUGAUGCUGACAGACCCUCCUGUCUUCAGAUUUGAGACCUGUCCUGCAAUCAGUCUUGUGCAGCCCCAGGAAAUCCCAUGGGUGCUUGUGGGGCUGGUCUCACGCUUGCAGGUCUCUCUCCAUGGAUCGUGUACAGGAGUAGGACCUGCAGAGCUGCUCUCCAGAGUGAAGCUGGAAAAAGUGAAGCUUUUGUUCUUUACAGAAGACAGUGGUGGAAAGAAGUGGCCAUUUUCCCACCAGCCCUGCAAAGUGCAUUUUGCUGAACAUCUUUCAGUUCCUGAAGGAAUGUAAAAGGAUGCAGACCCCAGAAGAGUUUUUAGGAAUAUGUCAUUGUUUCAUUCUGCUCCAUGACGAAGGUCCGUGUCUCUCAGGGACUGUUGACAUUUUGCUGAUAGCUCCUCAAGUUUGGCCCUCCCACAGAGCUCCCAGAGCUGUUAGAGAGCACCAGUUCCUUCAGGAUCACCUGCCAGCUGUGAUGCUGUACCUUUUACAUCACGACUCAGAGAUGACACCUCUCCUUGCUGGCAGACAAGCCAGGGUCUUGAUUUUGUUCCCCAUAGGCAACAUGUUGUGUGAUCCAUCAGCUGCUGCUCCCCGUCCAGCUGGAUCCUGUGGGCACUGCGAGGUGGGUACCUGUCUCUGAUGGAGGCCGUGCUCGUGCGAGGUCAGAAACGUCCCCUGUGCGCUCCUAACCUGAUGAUUGAGCUGUCGGGUGUCGGGAUGAAUCCUCUUGUUCUGUGCACCCAGUGUUCUGUCAGAGCUGGGGUGAGUCUGGCUGGAGGUUUCUAUGGUUUCCUGGUGGUUGCUAAGGAAAAGGAUCGCUUUGCCUCUGGGUCUUGGUGACUUUCUCUUUGCCCUGUCCUAGGCACCAGAGCCCAGCAGAACAUAAUGCUCGUUGUUUCCCAGCCCACUACAAUGGCCAGGGCAUAAUUUGUGACUCCUGUCACGGCUGGGCUGGGCGCCUGCCACUCUCUUUUUUUCUAAGGCCUCUUUGAAGAAUGAGACCAAAGAGCCUUCAAGCAGGAGUUUGUGUGUUUACUGCACUCCCCGCCCCCUCACUUGCUGUUUCCUUUAGUGCUCCAAGUCAUUUUAACGAUUUAUUUCAUGCACUUUACAUAGCAAGAAGCUUUAGCAACAGCUGUGUCUAUGAAUCCUUACCAGGCAGCUCUUGGUAUAUUUUGGUCUGUCUACGUAUGGUCCCUGGCUCAGUUAAAUAAAUUCUCUGCUGGAGGAAGGGACUUUACAGCUUAGUGGCAAAGGGCUGGCGGAUGGGAAUAUCAACAAGACUUAGUGAGCCACUGGAUCCUGGAAUGGCAGUGCCUCUGGCACAAAGCUCUGCUCCCACCAGCGCAGCUGGGGGCCAGGUCCAGCGCAGGCUCUUUGUUGCUGUCAGCAGGGACGGCGUCUCCAUCCAGCACCAGUGAUAGAACUGCAGUUAUGGGCUGAAGCUUGGGCUGGAAGUGGUUAAAGCAGGUCUGGGACAGAUGCUGCCCUUGUCACGCUGCUGUUGAUCCAGGGCUCGGCCGUUAACCAUGGUGGGCUCAUUUCCAGGGGUGCCAUUUGGGAUCUGGGCAUAGAGGUGCUGCCCAAGGCUGUGUGCUCGCAGGGAGCUCAGCUGGGGUCUGCAGAGUCUUGCAGCGCCAGGCAGGAUUCAGUCCAUCAGAGCAUCACAGGAUUGGGCACAAGUUUACUUUUGCAUAUGGGAUCAAAGCUUAAAAUAUCAGAUGGCCUUUCUCUUACUCCUGACUUUUCUAAAGCAUCUGAACAAUUUCUUCUUUAGCUCUGUUAAAAUCAGUCAAUCUGACAUUGAAAUUGUAUGUGAAUUUGAUAAAUAAAGACAGGUUACAAAAUGCCA
Messenger RNA from Onychostruthus taczanowskii (white-rumped snowfinch), 6596 nucleotides. It is a transcript of the gene COPS7B, whose product is annotated as COP9 signalosome subunit 7B. Gene Ontology annotation, biological process: COP9 signalosome assembly. Bases 311 to 1105 code for a protein of 264 amino acids. The record is from RefSeq and is a predicted model, not a curated record. Gene Ontology annotation, cellular component: COP9 signalosome. NCBI's taxonomy places the organism in Eukaryota, Metazoa, Chordata, Aves, Passeriformes, Passeridae. The transcript is spliced from 10 exons.